UGGCUCGUUUUCACCUAAUAGUUGUCGGCUUCUACCAGCCAUCGUCACAUGCUUCCCUUUUAGAUUUCUUAUUUAAUUAUUGUUAACUUUCUGUAUAUGCAUUGGAUUGGAUAUAUCCUCAUUCAAGUGCUGUUUUAAAACUCAGUGGCUGAGGUAAUCACUACACAUCCCAUUCAAAUCCAAUGGUAUUGGUCCGAUAAAAAUUUAAAGCAAGGUCAACUAUGAGAUUUAUCCUUCUCCCAGAAGCAGCACCUAACAAGUAAUCAAGUAUAAUGGCGUUUGUUCUAAAUAAUGAUUUCUUGUAUCAAACUGUUUAAAUAAUUAUCAUAAAAUAAUUAAAUUUAAAUUGUUUGUAAUUAACUAAAUGUCAAAUGUGUAACAUUUUGGGAUGAUUAAAUUGUAGAAUCCUUCACUUGUUGUAAUCUUUUUAUAUAAAAAGUUCUGAAUAAUAGAUCUUUUAUAAAUUUGGUAAUUAAAUUUAAAAGUAUGUAUAAUUUGUCAUAAAUCAUGCAAUUUUUUACUAAACUGAAAUAAAUGCUAAUUACUGACCUAAACACGUAAUUGGUAUACAAAUCGUAAAAAAAUAGAGAUAAAUGUUGGACACGAUGGUGAUGAUCUGUCUAAAUGUUGUGCUUUACAUUACAAAACUUCAAAUAGCUUCAUAAAAUAAAAUACUUUCAAUCUCUGGACUCUUGAUCCCGACAGAGAAUGCGUUCUCUCUCCUCCGAGUCAUUUAUCUCUCUCUCUAUCUUAUUAAAACAGAGAGAUCUUCUUAUAAAAAGCCAAAACCUUUACCACCAGCCAGAUCUUCUGCUUCUUUCUUCUCCCCUUUACAGGUUGUCACAUCACUAUAACAGCGAAACUCUCAGCCAUAUCAUCUCCUCUCUCCGAUCUCCAAAAACAUCAUCUUUCUCUCUUCCGUUCUCCUCCGAUGAGGUGUAAAAGACACACCGUCGAUCUCAGCAGCACCGCCGGCGUCUGCGCUUCUUGCCUCCGUGAACGUCUCCUCUCUCUCGCCGCUUCCGCCGCCGUCACAGAAGACGAUAAUCAAUCGCGUAAAUCUAACAAUCUGAUUUUCCCUCGCUCUGUCUCUCCUUACGUAGCCCGCAGAAAAUCAGACGCCGGAGGAGGAGGAGGAGGAUUAAACCGCCGGUUCAUCACCACUCCUCAGGUGGAUACCGGAUUCUCAUGCAAGGACUUCGAAUCGAACCGUUCCUCUAAACCGAGAAGCGGUAAAGCUUCGAGACUCUCUAGUCUGUUCAGAGCUAGAUCUGACGAUUUCGAUUCCGAUACCAAGUCUCGAGUUUCAUGCUCGUCCUCGUCGUCGUCGCGGUCGUGGAUCUCGUCGUUUCUCUCCAAGAAGCAACCCACCGCGUGUUACAUCGAGGACGUGAUCUCUGCUCGUAGACCUCAGCGAGUGUACUGUCGAGGGAUGUCGCCGGCGAGAGAUACGGAAGCAGAAGAGGAGGAAAACGAACCGAGAAGAACUCCGGCGAUGAAAACUCCGGGGAGGAGGAAUAUUGCGGCGGGGAUAGGGAGGAGCAUUUCGGGGAUGGGUUUCUGUUUGAGUCCGUUGGUGAGAGCUAGUCCUAACUGUCCGUUUAAACGGAAAAUCAGAUUCCCGUCGGAGUUUAACGGAAACGGGAGCGAGGUAACGGUGCCGGAAAAGCCGCAUAUAGCAGAAGCGGCGUCGUUUUGCGCGAAUAGAUCGAAGAAGCUUGUGGAUAUAGGUAGAGUUAAUCACCGCCGUUGAGUUAUUGGUGGGCAGGUUUGGUCAAAUGUUUGACUUAGCGCCUUUAAGUGUGUAUCCUCGUAACUACUAAAGAUAUUGAUGGAUUUUUUUUUUACAAAAUCAAGCUUUUUAUUUGGUGAAUAAUCAGAUUGAAAUUAGUUUAAAAGACGCUAGGGUUUCUUCACUUUUGUAGUAUUAUGUUUUUUUUUUGAAAAAAAAAUUGUAGAUGGAGCAAA
Messenger RNA from Brassica rapa (field mustard), 1968 nucleotides. RefSeq lists its product as uncharacterized. The record is from RefSeq and is a predicted model, not a curated record. NCBI's taxonomy places the organism in Eukaryota, Viridiplantae, Streptophyta, Magnoliopsida, Brassicales, Brassicaceae.